Messenger RNA from Lytechinus variegatus (green sea urchin), 3121 nucleotides. RefSeq lists its product as uncharacterized. The coding region runs from base 645 to 3038 and encodes 797 amino acids. The transcript has 4 exons. Lineage: Eukaryota; Metazoa; Echinodermata; Echinoidea; Temnopleuroida; Toxopneustidae. The record is from RefSeq and is a predicted model, not a curated record.
UUGCAUGUGGUGUAAUGGAAAGCAGAUCAAUUACGGUGCAUCAGGUGGGUGUUCUUUCGGCUUUGAAAUUUAAAGUGAAUUUUUAAAAUCCCUGUAAAAUCAUGCAAAACUUAAUUUUUGUAAACUUUCUGUAAUUUGUAAAGUCGUGCAAAACUGAUUUUUUUUAAGACAGUGAUUCACUUAUUUUCCCCAGUUUUCUUUGGAUUCAAAUGUAUUAAGUUAGAGCUAAAUAACAUGUAUCAAAUUCAAGAGUAGAGGCUAGAGUCGUUAGACUUCGUAGACUGUAAUUGGUAUAACUUGGCCUUUUUAGGCUUUGAUUUUUUUUCUUCAUUAUUUGUGUUUGUUCCCAUAGAGAACAAGCACAAAAAUUAUAUGUUUCGUGGACAUUAGUAGCUAGAGCCUAGAGUCCAAGCCGAGUUGUAGAUUAUCAUUAACUUUAAAAAUUAAGUCGCCGAUAGACUGAGGCCAUGGAGGCAUAGUAGACUCUCGACCCUAGACUUUCUUUUGGUUCCACUGUUUCAGAAUGAUGUGUAAUGUUCGGCCUACAUUUAUUCGUUACGAAGUUCCAACAAAAAUGUUAUACGGUAUAACUUACACCUAUAAGUGAUCUAUCUUUCGUGCAGGAUUCAAAGCACUGAGAGGUCAUGCAACAUCAAAAGGCCACAGACAAUGGCGUGGAGCAAGAAAGGGAGCUCAACUGUUGCCCUCUGUUUUUCAGGCUGCAGCUCAGAAAGAAUGUGCUGUCCCCACACCAGAAACUGCAGCCGCAGCACCCAGUACCUCAUGCUCAUCACUUGGUUCAGGGAUACCGUAUGGGGCACCUCCCAAUGUUCAUCCUGCCACUGAAACUUGUAAGCAAACAAGUUGCUACUCCUGAAACGGCCCACUUCUACAUCAUCAUGUACUUCACCGCCUGGUUUAUGGAUGCUGUAUGUGGAGCGCGCUACGACUGCCACUGGAUCGAGACUCCCAACCCCUUUGUGCACCUGAAAGAUAGGAUAUCACAUGCUGAAGGACGGACUUUAGCCUUCAUGGCGGAACACAAUUACAAGCUGAGCGAUGCUCCACAUCUUGUUGCCUAUGCCAAAGAAAUGUCCCAGGACAAAAUGGCCCUUGAUGGUGUACAACUGGGGAGGGCUUCCGCUACAUAUAAAAUGGUCCAUGGCAUUGGGGCUGUUGCCCGGAAGCGUCUUGUCUAUCAGAUGCAGACCAACUGCUUUUCCUUGAAUCUUGAUGAAGCAACAAGUAAUAAUAACAAGAAAGUUCUAAGUGUUAUGGUAGCCUAUUUCUCCCCAGAAAAAGGAGAGACAAUUGUUCAGCACUACAGUUCAUUGACUCUUACCAUUGUCAGUGCCAAAACUAUAACUGAUUCAAUAGUAAAACUGUUGAAAGAUGACAACAUUCCUCUGUCCAAUUUUAUUUCUGUGCUAUGUGAUUCCGCAAACUACAUGAGAGGGAAAAAAGGAGGGUUUGAAACCCUCCUGCGUCAACAUCAUGCCAACCAUUUGCUUGACAUCGAUGGUGAUGUAUGUCAUCAUAUACACAAUGCCUCCCGUAGGUUUUGCAGUCACUUCAACAAUGUUGUAGAGAGACUGGUUGAUGACUUGCACACCGAGUUCAAGUUUUCUACUGAUCUACGGCAAUACUUAGAGGAAAUCUGUAACAUUCUUCAAUGCAGCUUCCACAUCCCAAAACAAAGAGGACCACACAGAUGGCUGUCAGUUCUUGAUGUCUUACAACCCAGUGAGGAAAUGCUAGAUGCCUUGACUGUUAUGUAUUCAGCAUGGUUGCCCCGGAAUGAGAGAGAAGUCUACCAAUCUGUCCUCGAUGAGAUUAUGGAAGGUGUUUCUACAAGUAACCUGAGCAAGCUUUCCAAAAUCAUCAAAGUCUGUAGGGAAAAAAACCUCACAGAAGAUGGAAGAAAGAGGAAAAAACGCAUCGUUGAACGGAUCUUCUACACAAGAAUAGAUACUUUCAUCCAUAUCCACUUGUAUCUGUCCCUACUUCCCAUGUUCAAAUCUUUCAUCAUAACUUUCGAACAGAGAGCACCAAUGGUGCACAGAGCACACGAGGAGCAUAUGGAGUUAGCCACCCACUUUUUGGCAUGUUUUGUGAAGACUGAAAAGAUCAAGAACAUCACAGCACAACAAAUCAAAUCGUUACAGAUUGAUGCAAAGGAGAACUUGGAAGAUUUGAGCAACAUGUACAUGGGAUCAAAGGCUAAGAAGCUUCUUGCUAAGAAAAAGCACUCAAAGUCUCAAUUUCUGGAAAAACUUCAAACAGCCUAUAUUGACAGUGGAAAGUACUUGGUGAAUAAACUUCCCUUGGUGAAUGUAACACUGCAGAGGUUAGCUGCUGUUGAUCCAAUCGCUGUGUGCUCUGGCAGAUCUGAAUGUACAAACACAAUGAAGAAGUUAGUUCAUCACUUUCCUACAGUGAUAUCAAGUGACGAAGACAAGGAUGCAUACAUACAUGAAGUGUUAAGGAUUAAUAGUGAUCCUAUGUUGCCACCUGCUUUUGUUGAUGAAAAGGCAGUUCGUGCAGAUCACUGGUGGGCUGCUGUUGUAGAUGGGUAUCCCAUGUUGGGGAAAGUAGUCAAGGCAUGCUUGUCCAUCAUUACAGCGCCUGUAGUAGAGCAGCACUUUAGCCUUAUGAACAAUUACAUAAACCAAAAGACUAACCGACUAGAGAUAAAAACUUUCAGUGCUGUUCAGACAGUGAAGUUCCAUCUGCAGUCUGAGGGAAAAUCCAGCUUGGAACUCUUUCACCGACCCAAUGUGCUCCAUUCUCCAGUAGAUACUGCAUUAUGUUAUCACUUGCAGACCUCCUGGUCAAAAUUCAAGAAGGCCUCCAAGACCAAGCCAGGCUCUGACGUACCACCAGAACAAGCUGCAAAGAAAUCGGUCCAAACGAAAGCAGCAGAACUUAGAAACUUGGUCAUGCUGCCAAAAAACCUCAAAAGGAAGAACAUGACAAAGUCUGGAUCAGCCAAAAAGCAGAAAAAACAUGUAGCUGCUACACUCACUACCACAAAAUGAAAACUGCAAAUUUUCCUGUAUUUUCAGCUGAAAACCUAUUUGCUACCAUGAAAUAUGUGUUCUCUGGUGCGUAUUCAUCAAUU